CCUUUACAGUGUGCGUUACAAAAUACAGUAACUGAGACUAAUAACAAUUGCAUUCAAGUUAGAGCCAAAAAAAAAACUUGCAUCGAUUGUUAAUUAUGAAAAAAAGCUGAAGUCCCCAGUAAAUAAUUAAUUAGUUUCAAGACGAAACUUGAUAAAUAAAAUAUAAAUUUUAAUCAAAACGUUUACAUUUUAAAUGUACACAUACAAACAAAUUAUUUUAAAAUUUUAUUAUUAAGUUUUAAAAUUUAUUUUGUUUUGUUACUACAACAGUGGAGAUGCCUAUGGAGAUGAAUCAAAUUCGUUUCACAGAAAAUGAACAACCAGAAAGCUCAAAUCUUAUGCACGACAAAAUUAACCAGAAUGAAAGAAACAGAGAAGCGACUGAAGUUAAUUAUAAGCAAAGAUUUUCGCUCAAUGUAAGAAGGCAGGUUAUUGAAUAUUAUCGUGAUGAUCAACGUAAAUUUUGGCGCAUGUAUUCAACCAUGGCGAUUGUCUUUGUGCAAAUAAUUAUUUAUGUGUUUGACCAACAGAUAGAUAACAAACUAACUAAAAUAUUAGAAUUUCAACCAAAGAAUAAAAGAGAAGCAUGGCGAUAUUUGUCAUAUUCUUUCAUUCACAGCAAUUGGUUGCACUUAGUUGGCAAUUGUACCUUUCAAUUACUUGCUGGAGCUUUGCUGGAACCAUUAUACAGCGCAUUAAGAGUGUCAGGCGUAUUCGCAAUCGGUGUGGUUUCAGGAAGUUUAGUGCAAGCAGUUUUCAAUCAUGCGUAUGCUUUGUUGGGCUCAAGCGCUGGUGUUUAUGCAUUGAUGGUAUCUUUGGUUCCUAAUGUCUUUCUUAAUUGGCAGGAACAGUUGCAUGGUAAAUCUAAGAUUAUUUUAAUUAUUCUGUUCAUUAUAAAGGUAAUUUUGGAUUAUUUUAUGCCAGAAGGAUCAAGUAUUCCAGCACACUUAGCUGGUGUAUUUUCAGGAGUCGUAUUUGGGCUGCUUAUAUUUGAAAAUUAUCAGGUAGAGGCAUAUGAAAAAUGUAUUAUAAUAAUAGCGUGGAUACUAAGUAUUCUUUUCCUUCUAAUAUUUAUCGGUUUGAAUGUUUUGGAUAGAUAUACAUGAAUAAAUAUAUUAUAUUACACUA
Molecule: messenger RNA, 1128 nt
Organism: Dalotia coriaria
Lineage: Eukaryota; Metazoa; Arthropoda; Insecta; Coleoptera; Staphylinidae
Product: rhomboid-related protein 2-like
Exons: 4
Coding region: 276-1106 (276 amino acids)
Cellular component (GO): membrane
Molecular function (GO): serine-type endopeptidase activity
Source: RefSeq, a predicted model, not a curated record